This is a messenger RNA of Cucurbita pepo subsp. pepo (vegetable marrow), 1155 nucleotides long. Its product is annotated as palmitoyl-monogalactosyldiacylglycerol delta-7 desaturase, chloroplastic-like. Gene Ontology annotation, biological process: very long-chain fatty acid biosynthetic process. The record is from RefSeq and is a predicted model, not a curated record. Lineage: Eukaryota; Viridiplantae; Streptophyta; Magnoliopsida; Cucurbitales; Cucurbitaceae. Gene Ontology annotation, cellular component: endoplasmic reticulum membrane. Gene Ontology annotation, molecular function: palmitoyl-[glycerolipid] 7-desaturase activity.
GGUGAAUAAGAAAGGUGGCUGCGUUGUUUAUAUUGACUGUUUCUUAUCCAUUUGAUUAUGGAAGCAACAAGGAAAGAGGUGGAAGAUAAAUAUGAUAAGAAGAAGCCAUUUUCAAUGGUGAACCCUAAACGCCCAUUUCUAAACAGAAAAUGGACAACUUUAGACCGACGUAAUGCUGCUGGAAUUUUGUUCUUGCAUGUUCUUGGUCUCUUCGCCCCAUUUCACUACAAUUGGCCAGCCUUUUGGGUUGCCUUUACUCUAUAUUUUACUACAGGCGUGCUUGGGAUAACGCUCUCAUAUCAUAGAAAUCUCGCUCAUAGAAGUUUUAAACUUCCCAAAUGGCUCGAGUACUCGUUUGCUUAUCUUGGAGUGCAAGCCUUUCAGGGAGAUCCAAUUGAUUGGGUUAGUACGCAUAGAUAUCACCAUCAGUUUGUUGAUACAGAACGAGAUCCACAUAGUCCUUUAGAAGGGUUUUGGUUUAGUCACGUAACUUGGAUGUUUGACUCGUAUGGUUUGACUAAUAAGAUUUACCCAAAAUACGUCGAAGAUUUUGAGGAACGAGAUGCUAAGAGAACGCUUUCUCGCAAUUGGUUCGUGGGGUUUCUAAAGUAUGGAAGACCAAAGAAUGUAGAGGAUUUGCAAAAACAAGGUUUUUAUAGGUUUCUACGAAAAACAUACCUUCUUCAUCCUAUAGCUCUUGCAAUGGUCCUGUAUGGAUUUGGAGGACUUCCAUUUGUUGUUUGGGGAAUGGGAGUGAGGCUUAUUUGUGUGCUGCACGCUGCUUUCUUCGUAAACUCAGCAUGCCACAUCUGGGGCUAUCGGAAAUGGAACACCAAUGAUUUGUCAAAGAACAAUUGGGUGAUUGGGUUGGUGUCGUGUGGGGAAGGUUGGCAUAAUAACCACCAUGCUUUUGAAUACUCAGCUCGACAUGGGAUUCAAUGGUGGGAAUUUGACUUCACGUGGUGGGUCAUAUUAUUACUUCAAGCUCUUGGUUUGGCAACUGAUGUGAAAUUACCCUCUCAACGUCAUAUGCAAAAGUUGGCCAUCCAAGACAAAAUCACUUCACCCUGAUUCCUUUCGAGUAUUAUUGACUUAUGCACUAAUUAGUAUUCAGCUGUUUACCUAAAAAUAAAUCCAUUUGUCCCUUUGAGACCA